GGUAGAGAAGACUCAUUGACCAUUUCAAACAGCAAUUAGUCCUUCACUUUGGCAUUUAAAGGCCAGAAUUUCAGGUUAGUGAUACAAGCAAUCUACAGAAAUGGCUUCACUAAAAUUGCUAUUCGUGUGGUGUUCCAUCGUUAUCUACCUUUGUUCUCUCACCUUUGCCCAGGGUGAUCGCCUCAAUACCAUCUGUUUAUAUGACAAGGGAAACUUCACUGCAAAUAGUAGCUACAAGGCAAACCUGAAGCACCUCCUCUCUUCUCUCACUUCCAACAAUAAAAUCGACUAUGGUUUCUACAACGCCUCAUACGGCAAAGGCACUGCCAAAGUUAACGCAAUGGCACUUUGUAGAGGAGAUGUUCAGCCGGACAAUUGCCGUAGUUGCAUCAAGAAUUCAUCUUCCGAACUUACAGAAAGCUGCCCCAACCAGAAAGAAGCUGUUAUCUGGUACGAUGAUUGCAUGUUAAGGUACUCAAACCGUUCCUUCUUUGGUAAUAUGGAAUUCGGGCCUUACUUUUCGAUGUAUAAUUUAAACAAUGUUACGGAAGUAAAUCAAUUUCAUGAGGUGUUGAGAAACUUACUGAAUAACUUGACAAAAGAAGCAGCCUCUGGUGAUUCUCUUCGGAAGUUUGCAACGGGAAAUUCAACUACGGCGAGCUCUCAGCACAUAUAUGCACUUACGCAGUGUACUCCUGACCUGUCUGAGAAGCAAUGUGUUGAUUGCCUAAAUAAUGCGACUUCCUUGCUUCCACAGUGCUGUGAUCGAAGUAUAGGAGGGCGGGUUAUUUCACCUAGUUGUAAUUUCAGGUACGAGCAAAAUAUUUUCUAUGACUCUACUGUUCAUGCUGUUACACCCUCGCCCUCUCCAUCACCAUCACCAUCUUCACCAACACCAUCAUCGUCGGAAGCACCAUCGCCACAAUCACUAUCACCAUCGCCACAAUCACUAUCACCAACACCACCACCACCAUCGGAAGACGACUCAAAAUCUCCAUCUCCAUCUCCACCUCCGGGGCCGACUAAUCCUGCCGCACCGGAAGAAGACACAAAAUCUCCACAACCGCCUCCGGCGCCAACUAAUUCUGCACCAUCGACAGGAAAGCAGAUUGCAGUUCCCUUGUUGCUUUUGCAAUAUUUGUUAUCUACUUCAGGAAUUUUUUUUUAGUUAAAAAAAAAAAAGCUGUUUCAAUUUCUUUUACAGCAUGUAAAACGUGGUAUUUGUAUUGUUACAGUGGGAAAAAUAUCUACCUAAAUAAAGUUGACUUAGCAAUUGAUAAAAUAA
Molecule: messenger RNA, 1285 nt
Organism: Mangifera indica (mango)
Lineage: Eukaryota; Viridiplantae; Streptophyta; Magnoliopsida; Sapindales; Anacardiaceae
Product: cysteine-rich repeat secretory protein 38-like
Exons: 2
Coding region: 101-1168 (355 amino acids)
Source: RefSeq, a predicted model, not a curated record